Leptinotarsa decemlineata (Colorado potato beetle) is the source of this 1026-nucleotide messenger RNA. RefSeq lists its product as uncharacterized. Gene Ontology annotation, molecular function: protein binding. NCBI's taxonomy places the organism in Eukaryota, Metazoa, Arthropoda, Insecta, Coleoptera, Chrysomelidae. Gene Ontology annotation, cellular component: cytoplasm. The record is from RefSeq and is a predicted model, not a curated record.
UCAAAAUGAAUGACGUUUAAAAAUCUCCGAUCUCCAAACUCAGAAAUCAUGGAAAUGUCCGAAGACUUCGUGAAAUUAUUCCGUCAAAAUAAGUUCAACAAAAUGCAGUGGUCCAAAGAAGAAACGCCUAUCAAAGAUUCAAGAAAAUAUAGGGAAGAAAUGUACUCAAAAUACAUACUCAGAUUUUCAAAUGCUUUGCUGUUAGCACUAAGAAAAUCCGUAUUCGGCUGUUAUCUGAAUUCACUGAAUCCUCAACAGAAUCAAGAUACUGAUCUCAAUGAAAAUAAAUUGGCAAUUACUGAAUAUAUUAUUAGGAAUUUGAAAGAAAAAGAGGUAAAAAGGUUUCAAGAGAAAAAUUAUCUGUUCGAAGAUACCAUGAAAGUACUGAGAAAAAUUAUAAAAUAUAAUGGAUCAGUGGAUCUAGAGUACUUAAUGAGAAAUAUGAGAACACUACGUAUAACCGAUUUCUAUGUCACACAUUUGGAAGAAUCUGUGAAGAGUUUUCUUGAUCUUCAGUUCUUGAUACUAGCCGGAAAUAAUUUGAGAGAUCUACCGGGGGAAUUUCUACCUAAGAAUCUAAUAUUUUUGGAACUCUACGAUAACUUCAUGGAGAACUUUGAACAUUUCGUCAAGAAAGCGCCAAAAAAAAUACUGCAUUUGGGGUUCAGUAGGAACAAUCUGGAUGAUAACAGCUCCUACCACCUGUUGGCUGGGAGUAACAACUUCUCGAAGCUGAGUAGUUUAGAUUUGUCUGAGAACGACAUCUAUAAUCUACGUUCCGUACUCGCAGAACUCAGAGGAAUGAUGGGAUUGAGAGCUCUACAAUUGGAGGGGAAUCCAUGUUAUGUGGUCCCAAACUACAAAAGCACUGUUUUGAAAUAUUUCCCGAAACUAGUUUAUCUCGAUAAUAUUGAAAUAAUGCAGGAAGAUCGCCAAGUAGAAAAUGAUAAACAAGUUGAAGCUGCAGAACCACAAAUAGUAUUUCUUUGUUAUCGAAUAAUGGGUUUACAGCAUCCUCCGAAAGAU